AUGCUUGGAAAAACAAAAGUUCGUCCUAUUGUUAACCAAUCCCAGCCGAUUGUCGUCUUGGUCUCCUUCGAGUUGGUCUCCAUCGUGGAGGUGGAUGACGUGAGCCAAAAGUUCCUGUGUAACGGAUUUCUUUCUUUCAUCUGGCAUGACUCCCGUCUGAUGUGGGACGAGACCUUGUACGGGGGCGUGAGAGAAAUCCACCCACAGACCAAGAGCCUGUGGAAGCCGCGAGUUGUGCUCCUCAACACUUUGGGGGAUCGGGACCUCUUUGAGGACGACCACGCGCCAGUCUCUGUCUCAUCAGACGGCAAUGUAUUUUGGGCUCCGGGCAGCAUCUUCCCAACGUCCUGUUCCUUAGAUAUGACCAACUACCCCUUUGACAGACAGACCUGCUACAUACAGAUGAUUUCAAUGGGUCUUCAAGCUUCCGAGCUUAUCUUCACAGAGCGGGUAACGGAAGUUUUACAAAACUUUUACGUACAGAAUGGAGAGUGGGAACUAGAAAAUGGCACCCUUAAGGCGGUGAAUGUGCUAAUUUCUUCCGUUUAUGUGCCAUCUAUCCAGGUAAGUGCGCUCCUUGAUACAUUUGUAGUAUCCCUGUUCAUAUCAUUUCAGUUAGAGUUCGUCCUCAAACGACGCCCAACCUUUUUCUUGUUGAACAUUCUUCUACCAGUGGUCUUUCUGUCGCUACUCAAUAUCCUCGUGUUCAUCAUCCCUGUGAACUCAGGGGAAAAGAUCAGUUAUGGUAUAACAGUCCUGCUGGCCGUGUCUGUAUUUCUGAGCAUCGUAAGCUCCAUGCUGCCCCGCUCCUCCGACAAAGUGCCUUAUGUCACCAUCUACCUCUUCAUCCUCCUCAUCCUCUCAUCUCUCACCGUUAUCAACAGUAUCUUCAUCGUCUAUCUCAGUCACCGGGAGCAGGAGAAGGAGAAGCAAAUCAAAGCACGAGAGAAAUUCAACAGCGCUUUCCGCAGAGUGAAGCUCAUGCAACGAUCGGUGGCUCCCAUGCAAGAUCGCCCAUCCCUCGUGAACAUGUUUGGCUUCAACCCCAAAAGGCCGGCCUCGGCUGAGAGCCACCAAGGGCUCAGACUGGCUACUGCUGAGAACGGCAAUGCGAGAAUCAAACGUAACUCCGUGGAUGUAGAUCCGUUAUCGUGUCUGGAAGAAACAGAGGAAUCCAUGAGUGAUCAUAACGACGAGAAAAAGGAAGGUGAAAAGAAGGAUCGAAGGAACAAUUACCGGCUCAUCGUUAAAUACAUCGACUUUGUUUCUUUUGUUGUUUUCUUUGUUAUCUGGGUUGGGGUGACACUUGGGUUUCUUAUCUCAAUAUCUACCAGAUAAUACAGUUACAUUUUGAAAGGGCAAGAUUUAAAUUUAAAAGGCUUCGUGCUAAUGAAAGAGCUAAAUAUCAUUAAUUUGUCUUAUGACCAUCACCUACACACUUGUCCCUUGACUUGCGCCAUCUUGGGAACCUGCUCUUUGCCUCCGUCUGUUGUCCCAUCGUGGAGUUCUCUGCCUGACAAACAAAUUCAUUUUUUUGAUGUUGUCAGACCAGCCUUUUCUUUGUCAUCCUCUUUUCCAACGCAAACAGUGCGCUCUUUCUUAGACUAAUUGAAAAGUUGAAAAUGCUGUCCAGGUUGCAAGAUAUCUUGCUUUGGGUCUCUAUAUCGGUAGUGUUAUGUUUAUUUGAUUUUUGUUGUUGCUUUUAGUAAAUAAAAGAGCUGCGACACAA
Molecule: messenger RNA, 1729 nt
Organism: Aplysia californica (California sea hare)
Lineage: Eukaryota; Metazoa; Mollusca; Gastropoda; Aplysiida; Aplysiidae
Product: neuronal acetylcholine receptor subunit alpha-6
Exons: 8
Coding region: 1-1338 (445 amino acids)
Biological process (GO): monoatomic ion transmembrane transport; regulation of membrane potential; signal transduction
Cellular component (GO): membrane; neuron projection; synapse
Molecular function (GO): extracellular ligand-gated monoatomic ion channel activity; neurotransmitter receptor activity; transmembrane signaling receptor activity
Source: RefSeq, a predicted model, not a curated record